Molecule: messenger RNA, 498 nt
Organism: Triticum turgidum subsp. durum (durum wheat)
Lineage: Eukaryota; Viridiplantae; Streptophyta; Magnoliopsida; Poales; Poaceae
Source: the annotation of a GenBank genome assembly
AUGCUCCUCCUGGCCGGGUCGCUCGCCCUCAUCGUCACCGACAAAGUCGACGUCCGCAGCGAUCUCUUUGAGGGCGGCCGCUUCGUCUUAAAGUUCAAGGACAUCUACACCUACAGGUAUGUCGUGGCUAUCGCUGCCAUAGGAUGUGCGUACAGCCUCUUGCAGGCACCGCUCGCGGCCGUCGCCAUUGCUAAGAGGAAGAGAGUGAUCGGAGGGACGACGAAUGUGGCGCUGUUUCUCAUAUGCGCCGACGUGAUUUUUAUUAUAGCUUUUGCGACGGCGGCGGGGGCAAGCUACUGGUUCAGCACCGACGCGGAUCGCUACAUCGACGAGUUGUAUCCGGACAGCUUGACGAAGGCUAACCCGGACUUCAAAUGGCUCCGCCGAGACUUGGACAUGUUCUUCGUGCGUGCCUCCGCGGCCGCGUUGCUCAUGUUGCUCGCUGCCAAAUGCACGGCGGCUGUCUUGGUGAUCUCCGUCUAUGCUCUCGUCAAGUGA